Messenger RNA from Lactuca saligna, 1125 nucleotides. The record is from the annotation of a GenBank genome assembly. NCBI's taxonomy places the organism in Eukaryota, Viridiplantae, Streptophyta, Magnoliopsida, Asterales, Asteraceae.
AUGCAGAGAAGAAGAGAAAUCAAAAGCCAACAACUCAUCCCACAGCGUCGACUGUAUUUGAGAAGUGAGAUACGAAGCAGAUUAAAGAGAAACCAGAAGAAAACGGAAGAAGAAGACAUUGCAAAGGGACCCAAGAAAUUGGAAGAACAGAGAAAAAAGUUUUUGGAUCGAAGCGAAGCAAUGACGUUCCUCCGUCCUGCCGCCGUUCCAUCUGUUCGACUCAAUAAACUGUCCUCUCAGCCCAAACCAGUGAACAAGAUUUCAUUCAAAGUUUCUGAAAUCUUAAAUGGGAACUCAGAAUAUGAUUUUGAACACCGUUAUGGUGGAGUAUGCCCUAUUCGAGGUUCAUCCAUGUCUCCAACAUUUAAUCCUUCUGUUGGAUCAUUUACAGAUGAUUAUGUUUUCUUGGAGAAAUUUUGCCUUGACAAAUACAAGUUCUCACACGGCGAUGUAGUAAUUUUCAGUGAUCCAACUAAUUACAAGGAGAGAUGUGUGAAAAGAAUAGUAGCAAUGGAAGGUGAUUAUAUCAGUAAUGUGGGUGGUGUUGUGAAGGUUCCAGAAGGACAUUGUUGGGUGGAAGGUGACAACUCAGCUUCUAGCUUUGAUUCAAGAUCAUUUGGCCCUAUUCCAUUGGGUUUGAUUCAUGGAAGGGUUACUCACAUUGUUUGGCCACCACAAAGAAUCAGAAAAAUUGAUAGAAGAAUCCCACAAGAGGGACUUGCAUAGAAAAAUUCAUUCAAUGCAUUGUUUGUUAUUUAUGUACUCAUCAAAUGCAUAGAAAAAUCAGUCUUGAAAGAAAUCAAAUUCUUCUAGUUUUAAUUCGGAUAUCUGAAUUUGGUGGAUCUCAAAUGUUUUUUUUUUAAUCCCAGACCUGACAUGACAUAACACAUGACAUAACAGAUACAGAUUCCAUAACAACAGUUCAUUGUUAUGGACAGUACGAUUGAAAUUGAUGUUAAUAGGACAAAAGUUACAAAUGAAACUAAUGAACUAUAUCAAGACAUGCUAAAUUUGGUUUUGUUUUAGGUUUGUUGAUUUUCCAAAGUUUGAUCAUAUGCUCUCUGCUUUUUGAAAGUUGGUUUUGGUUUGUAUCAACUUUGUAAACUUGAAUUCUUGAAAAGGGAC